CCUCCCCUCCCCGCGCUGCUUGGGCUGGGCCCAGGGGACCGGGCUGGGGGGCCGCUUCCUCCCUCGCUCCCCUCCCCCUCUCGUUUCUUUCUUCCGUCCCCUCCCCUCCCCUCCCCUCCAUCCUUUUAUUUUAAUCACCGUCUGUCGUUAUUACUGCCCCCCGUAGCGGUGUCGUCAUCAUCAUUAGUGUUAUCAUCAUUAAUAUUCCUGCGAUCAUCAUCAUUACUGCCACCGUGAUUAUUAUGACUAUCAUUGUCACCACUAUUAUCAUUCCUGUCGCGAUUAUUACCGUUGUCAUGAUUAUUAUCACCAUUCUCAUUACCGCUGUCAUGAUUAUUAUCAUUACUGUCCUCAUUAUCACGAUUAUCAUUACUUAUCAUGGUUAUUAUUAUCAGUACUAUCAUCACUGUUUGUUAUUAUUACUAUUAUUAUGAUGAGGAUUAUUACUAUCAUUAUUAUCAUCAUUACUAUCAUCACCAUCUGUUAUUAUUACUAUUAUUAUGAUGAGGAUUAUUACUAUCUUCAUUACUAUGAUUAUUAUCAUUGCUAUCGUGAUGAUUAUUAUGAUUAUUAAGAUCACAAGCCAGGUGGUGGAGCGCAGCGGCGCGGUGCCGGAGGUUUUUCAAGCUGGCGGUGUCGUGUCGUUCCCUCCCCCCCACACCCUCCCUUUCCGCAUCGCCCCCAAUUUUUGCCCCGGUCGGGGUCCGUGUCGCGCGGCGCUCGGUGGGAGUCGCGGGCGUUGGGGCCGCGCCGGCGCCCGCUCGAGGGGCAGGGGUCGGCCGGGGUCCCGUCGCGAGGACGGCCGUCCGUCCGGUUUGAUAGAGGACCGCCUGGCUUUGCGAUGCGGAUCCGGACGCCGUUCUGUCGGACAGGUGGAAAAGGGAAGGCGUCCGGUUUCGCAUCGAACGGAUGGAGCGGCAGAAAACCGGGCGAACGGCCACCUUGCACGUCGCCCCGGCAAGAUAAACAUCCAAGGCACCCAGCGUGCGCUCCUGGGGAGUCUGCUCCAGACUCUGGAGGUCAAGAAGUUUUCCCUCGUGUCCGGUUUAAAACGGUCUUCCAGCGGUUUGUGACCGUUGGACCUCGUCUUCCCGAGCGGUGCCCUGGUGAGCAGACGCCCCCCCCGGUUCUUUACACCACAGGGUUUGAGGUGUAAAGACCAGAGCUGGGUGAAGCGUGGGCGCACCGUGGGUUUAUAAAGGGGCAUCGUGAUCCUCCGAGACAGUAUUAUUACAUGGAUUUCUAUCCUGCCCCAUCCAGGAAGGCCGAGAGCGGCCAGCAAAUCGUUCCUCCAGCACGUCCCAUGUGAUGUAUAUGAGAACGACCCGACACUUUCCCAGCUAGCCCACGUCUCUUGAAGUCAAUGCAGGGUGAUUCGUUUCUGUGGGUCCAGGAAAGAGAGAACGGCCUGGCCGCAGUAAAUGCAGGGCGAUUCGCUUUCCUGGACCCAUAGAAACGAAUACUGGCCUGGUUGUAUCUUUAUGGCCCGCGGCGCUUUCUAGGCACAUAUGGAGCUUUGCUCAAUAAGAGAUUGGGAAAUGAUUUGGAUUUAAAUUUAAAAAAACCCAACAACGCAGGGUUCAUUUCAGUGUGUCUCGUCCAGUUUUGAAUGUCUGGGCUCGUGGGGCUUCCACCAGUUCCUCCAAGGAGUCUAUUCCAGGAUUUUGGAGACUUCGACUGAGCUACCCUGAUGGUGAAAUUCAUACUUGUGUGGACAAGGUUAUCACCAUCGUGAUCUCCAGUCCCUUAAGUUAAAAAGAAUUUGCGGCUAGGCUUGUGGCGUCAUUGCAGGUCGGCUGAACAGUCAGAGGUAGAGCUCUGUAGGUUUUUUUAGUACUGCUUUUGUUUUCCUGCUCGUAUCUCUAAUUACGAUCGAUGCCUAGUAAAGGCUUCCAGUGAGGCUGAAGCUGAAUCAUUCAAAUAAUUCCUGGUGUAGGAAAGAGAGGGUUGUGGCUAGUAACCAGGGAAACUCAAGCCUUUCUUUGCCUGUUCCCUUUGGAGCUAAGGUGUUGUGGUGCUGCCAUGUGGGUGCAAACAAGCGAGGUUCCUGUAGUUCUCUUUGGUCCGAUGCAAGGCUGAUGUUUGUCUUGCUUUUGUCAUUGAAAUGGGAAAGGCUGGAAUGAUACUGGUGGAGUCCACUGACACUUUGAAAAGCACUUUUACGUCAUAAAAUUAUUUUCCUGUAUCUCAUUUAUCUUUAGAUAUAUAUCUAGAGAGUGGCUUCAGUCCUGUGUUGGCUUCUGGUAAGCUGAGAUGCCCGAACUUGGGGACAAUUGUACGUAUUUUAGGAGGCACCAAGAAACACAUCGUUCAGAAAGUAAAUAACUGUGUGUUUUGCUGUCCCCUCUCUUCCGCGGGGGAGACGGCUUUUGGAAAAUCUUCAAUCACUACUUAUUUGCAGUCCGUCAAAACGGGGUUCUGACUGCGAUCUCUGGAGAGGGGGCUUCACUGUUUAAAUGACCUUUUCAUGUUGGUGACAGAACACAGAGUUUGACAGGGCACUUGGCAGAGUAAAGAAAUAUUAGCUUUCAGUCCCCUGGUAAACUGUGCAGCUGCCAUGGACUGAUUGCACAGGAGUUCUUCACUUGGUGCCUCGAGGAAACAGAGCCUUGUUUUAAGUCCUUACAGCUCCUGUCGAGGGAUGCAGCCUCGCUUUCUAGUGCUGGAGGAGGAGAGAACCCAAGCUGUAAACAUUGCCGCAUCUGACCCAUCUACAGACCAAGUCACCUUGCUCUCUGCAUACACAGUCUUACUGUAGGUCUCAUCAGGAGCAAAACCCCAGUUCUUUCUGCUUUCUGUAGAAGUUAGCUGAAGUGCCUUGUCUUGACCUGAACUCUUGCUAAUUCAGGUCUCCGUGUGUGGCAUUUACACUUUGGUAAUACUCCUUGACAGCAGUGCCUUUGGGUUCAGCAUGAUUAGAUACCUCCCAGAAAGUAGAGCAUCCUCAGGUAGUUUUUAAACUAGCUGGGGGUUAUUUGCAGCAGCCUCUAAUCAUUGCAAGUGAUUCCUUCUCUGUCAGGUGCCUCGCAGGACAACUGUUUGGAGAAAAGCUCUUCUAAAAGGAGAUCUUUCAGCGUGCUCUAAGGAUGUCGAGACGCAGGCUUGCUCAACGUUUCCUGCAGAAACACAUUGUACAAUAACAGAAUCUUUUCUGGGAACACAGUGACCCAGGCUAUCACAAAGCAAAUUGCUGGCUGUGUCACCUGGGAUAUAUCCAUUGAGUCAAGAAGGGUGCAGUAAGGGGAGAGAGAGUUACUGAAAAACAAGUGUAUUUUUGCUCCUUCCAUGCUUUGAAACUUCAGAUGAGCUGGGGCUUAGAGAACAGCUGAAGUGGCUAGGUCAGCGUAGUUGUGCAAAAGGUCUGGCAUUUGAGUGCUGCGAGAGACUGAAGAAAGUGCAUUUGGUUUGCAUUGCAGUGGGGCGUUAGCAAAGUUCAUCUGAAAUAGGAGGAUAAAUAUAACCGGUGUGAAUCAGAAAUCCUAGUUACACGCUUGUGCUGAAUCCUGAAUGAGUGCAUGAUGCCUGGCUCUUCGGUUAUGCUCGCACCAGAAGGACCUGGCUCUUUCUCGGUUUUGAAGCUUUCGGAUAGCAUGUCUCCCCCGAGCCCAGUGCCGACAAUAGGGGGAUAUAGAAGAAAGCAAAAAGAAUAGCCUAUGCGAGGAGGCACACCUGAUAUAGCAUGGUGGUGAAUAUAGCAGAAUCUGGAUGAAAGCUUAUUUCAGCUGCAUUGGAGCCUGAAGCCCCAAACUUGGCUUGCGGCUCUGAGUUAGGGUUUGCGCAGACAAGCAAGAAAUGGUCCCUGUCCUUGAUAGAGAUUUCUGUCGAGGCAGAUGAUGCAUGCAUGGGUAUUGUCCCCGUUUUAGAGAUGCACAAGAGAGAUUUGCAAUUCGUGUGUGAUUUAUACAGGGAGCCUGUGAUACACCUGGUAGCCAAGACCCAAUCUCACGAGUCCUAAAUCUGGUCCUGUAACCCCUAAAAGCUUGACUGCAAAGGGGGCUGAAACCGGAAAACAAAAUCAUUGACCUAAAAAGCAAGGACGGAGUAAAAAAAUAACGUUUUUCACCGCAGGCUGCUGCUUUGAAUAAGCUGCCACAGUAACCAACAGGAAAAUAAUUGCUCCCACUAAAAGAGGUUUUUCGGUUUUUGUUUUUAAUUUCCUGCGAGGUCGCGGCAUUUCAGCAGGGCUCUGCCUUCCCGCUGUUGCAUGUGACGCUCAGGUUGAAUAACUGCUCAUUAGACGCUCCGCGUCUAGCUGUUAAACAAGUAAUGCAGCGCCGGGAUCGUGCACCCCAGCCCCAGCGCUGCCUUUCGGUUACGUGUGUGUAGUGCCUGGACCUUUGACUGGGGCCCCUGUGCACUGUCUGCUCGGUGACAUGGGUAAGGAAGGGGGUUAAAGUGCUCCCGCUCCUUCCCCACACCCAUGCUUUGCUGUCCCUGUUAUCUUCCCUUCUUGUUUUGGGUUUGUGGUAGGGCUCAUGCCACCCCCAGACAGAGACCCCAGCAUGCAAACCACCGUGUAAGCACAUCGCUGAAAGCCCACCCUUGCCCCAAGGAGCAUACUUACUGCCUUUUUUGCAUUAUUUGCCCCUUUGUUUCCUCGUUCUUAGGAAGGAUAAAGGUCACUGGGAAUCCUUUCGCUAUAGACACAUCAUGAAUGAGAGUGGUUCUGGAUCUGGGCCAACGGCUGAUUUUUUGAAAGGAUUACCUGUCUACAACAAAAGCAACUUCAGUAGAUUUCAUGCAGACUCUGUAUGUAAAGCGUCGAAUAGAAGACCGUCAGUAUACCUUCCCACGAGGGAAUAUCCUUCUGAACAAAUCAUAGUAACAGAAAAGACGAACAUACUUUUGCGUUAUUUACAUCAGCAAUGGGACAAAAAGAAUGCAGCAAAGAAAAGAGAUCAAGAGCAAGUGGAAAUAGAAGGUGAGAAUUCGGCGCCUCCCCGGAAAAUCGCUCGGACAGACAGCCAGGAUAUGAAUGAGGACACUUAAACUCUUGCUUGCUCCUCUCCUCCUUUUGCAGGCGCUUCCUGUUUUGUCUCAAAAUGUGUAAAUUUCUGUCCCUUCCCCACCCCACCCGCCCCCACUAUGCAGCCCAAACCACUUCUGACUUCAUAGGAGCCAAUGUAUUUAUUUUUUUUUCCUCCUCCAGUUUUUAUUUAUGCCGUGAACCUUAUGGGGCAGUGGUGGAGCAAGUCAACAAGCGAUGUAGUGUAACUUCCCUUGAUCCUUUUUAAAAAACAUCCUGUCACUUCUGGGUUUUGUGCUACCUGUUGCUUAACUAACCCAGUCUAGCCAUGGAAGCCUGGAUAGGAGACAUGGGUUUACAGCAGAACCCUUCAGUGGCAUAGGCUUUCUGCUCCAUGUACACAUCGUUAUGACAGAGGCUAACUUUACAGUCUAGCAGCGAUCGGAAGGGGGGCUUUGUCUCCCUCCCAAACGUAACUUCCAAAAUGGGCACCGUACUAGAAAUCAUGGGGUUAUUUGGGAUUAUACUGAUCUUAUCAAAUGUGUUCUCACCUUGAUAUAACCAUUGUAUCCCUUUUGGCCUGUCCUGUGAAGGCCGCAGCCUGUGUUCAGCCCACGUACGUUAUCACAUGCAUCAGUGAUCAUGGAGAGUACAAGUGAAAGAUGUGUUACUUGUGUUGCUCUUGAAAUAUAAGUCCUUUCGUCUCGGAAGGACUUGGUAUGUGCAACUUCUCCAUUGGAAUAAAAAGGAUGCUUUUAUCCUACGCUGAGUAUUUGAUCGGCAGUGUGUGUUAGACGACGACAGAUGGGAUGAGUUGGGUAAGCCUACCUUUGACUGCUGCCGGGGUGCAUAAGCCAGCUCUUUGUCCUCAAGUCACACAUCGCAUUGGGAACAGCUUGGCUCUUUCCUCUUUCUCCACUGUUAUCUCUGAAAAAUGGUACUUUGUUGUGUGUGCCCUGGAGUGUCUGUAUGUCUGGAGCAGAAUCCAAGACCCCUGGAUGCAAAGUAGCUGACCAAAAAUGUGAGCUUCCAUGGUCUGUAUUCAAGACCAACUCUAUUUCUUUUGGACAAUGACAGCUCAGUGCCUGUCACCUGUAACCCUUUACUGACUCUUCAGUAGAAGCCAAAUGCAGAAACCCUCAAGACGCCUAGAUGAAAUCAAAGUUCAGAGGGAGUUAAAAGAACCGGCUGAUAAAAGGGGUGUCGCUCACUAUUGACUGUCCGGUAUGGUGUAAUCGGAGGAGCUGAUCUGACAUUGUGUUGGGUUUAAAUCUAGGUUGUUGCAUUUAAUUGCUCUUCACCUGCUCUCCGCUCAUCCACAACUCCUGAAUGAACUGAGUCCAGGAACAGUACGCCUGCGUAAGGUGAAUUCUAUAAGGGGCUUGAGCCGUGUCCGACUAUAGUGGUUAAACUCAGAUGAAAGACUUGAGGAUGGGGGCCAUGCCAUGCCCUUGACUGCAGCAUCCCCAUGAGACCGGUGGAAAGGAUGUGUCCAGGGGGAAAAAAAGACUAUGAGAAUGAAAUGGUGUGGCUGACAGCUUUAUUGUAUGGGACAGGACUUUGUGAAGAGCAGGGCACAGCUCAUUUCUUACUGCAACCAUUUUUAAGUGUAUAUAAGGCACAAGCUUCUGAUACGUUGUGUGAAUUUAACCUUUUUUUUUUUAAGUUAACACUGUUGAGUAGCUUAGACUUCAAAUUGUACCUGCCUUCAACAUUGUUUUGCUGUGGCAGUACCCCUCCAGAUCACCCGAACUUUGGGUAAAAAUACCAGCUGUGUUGGGGAGGUAAAAAAUACUUUUCCUUCUCCGUAUGAUCUGCUGGCGCUCCCGUUCUUUUCCCAGAGCUAUGCUGCCGAAAAGAUGCAGCAUGUGAAAUGCAAGAAAUAAGCAGAAAAUGCCAUGUCCACGUCCACUUUUACUAGGAUGCAUUAAAAGGAUCAUAAUUCUAAAAGAAGAAGUCGGGGAUAUAGCUGACGAUAAAGUGUGUCCAUCCUGUGUUUUUAGCUUAAUUUGAGGAUCUCCACCUCAAGACUGAUGUUUGUACAGUGCUUUGAAGUCAUAAAAUGCUGUAUACUUCCUGAUCACUGCAGAGAGAUUUGAGCUUUGCUGACUUCCCUGCUAGACAAGAGCGACGCACUAUUAAAGAGAGAUGGCAGUUCA
This is a messenger RNA of Alligator mississippiensis (American alligator), 7125 nucleotides long. It is a transcript of the gene DDA1, whose product is annotated as DET1 and DDB1 associated 1. The transcript is spliced from 5 exons. The record is from RefSeq and is a predicted model, not a curated record. NCBI's taxonomy places the organism in Eukaryota, Metazoa, Chordata, Crocodylia, Alligatoridae. The coding region runs from base 4651 to 4989 and encodes 112 amino acids. Gene Ontology annotation, cellular component: Cul4-RING E3 ubiquitin ligase complex. Gene Ontology annotation, biological process: positive regulation of proteasomal ubiquitin-dependent protein catabolic process.